Cutaneotrichosporon oleaginosum is the source of this 1338-nucleotide messenger RNA. RefSeq lists its product as uncharacterized. The record is from RefSeq and is a predicted model, not a curated record. NCBI's taxonomy places the organism in Eukaryota, Fungi, Basidiomycota, Tremellomycetes, Trichosporonales, Trichosporonaceae. Gene Ontology annotation, molecular function: protein binding; RNA binding. Gene Ontology annotation, cellular component: catalytic step 2 spliceosome.
CAGAGAGCAACUCUCCAUCCCUCUCUCUCUCCUCCUCGCCUUCAGCACUUGCUCAGCCAUCCGCCCUCAUUACACUCGCAGCAUCUAAGCUGCAAAGUAACUGCGUCCUCUCCGCGCCACCUGCGCCACCCUCGCACCUUCUUUCCGGAGGGCUUGCACCAUCCUUUGUGCAGCAUGUCUGUUCGCAAAUCACCUCCCCCUUCUGGGCCUGGCAUGGCCGUCGCGAAGCGCGCGCGCGUAGAGGAUGACGAGGAAGAGAACACGAUGACUCUGACGGUCGCGUCGUCGGGCGAAGGACAGCGGAAGAACGCACUGGUGCGCACGAUCAAGCGUACUAGUGGGCUGGAGGCGCCGAUUGUGUCGUUGGCGGGAGCUCACGGAGGAGAGAUUACGGCGUGCAAGUUUGACCCACGAGGAGAAACAAUCGCGGCGUGCUCCAUCGACCGCGCAAUCUCGCUGUGGAGGACGUAUCCUCCACAUGACAACUACGGUCUCAUCCCACACGUGCACAAGCAAGCCGUGUUGGACAUUGCGUUCUCCCUCGAUUCGAAGGUGCUCUACUCGGGCGGCGCGGACGGCUACCUCAUCGCGACGGAUCUCGAGGAUGGGGCGCGCGUAGCCAAGUAUGCGGCGCACUUUGGCCCCCUGAAUUCGAUUGCUGUGGCGAUCUCGGGCGGGCAUGAGCUCGUGCUGACGGGGGGCGAUGACGGGAUUGCGCGCGUUUGGGACCCGUCGCUCGGCAUGAAGGAGCCAGUGGCCGAGUUUGACGACGAGCGCGAUUGCCCAGUGACGGCUGUGGAGUGGAGCGCCGACGGGAAUCAGUGCUUCGUGGGCGGCGUUGACAACGAAGUGAAGGUGUGGGAUCUGCGGACAGAAAAGAUGUUGUAUUCGUUGAAGGGACACACGGAUACCAUCACUUCCCUCGCGCUCUCGCCUAACGGGCACUACCUUGCGACGUACUCGCUUGACUCCGCACUCAUCAUCUACGACGUGCGGCCCUUCUCAUCCGACCCCAUGCGUGUUUACCGCACGCUGUCUGGCGCACCGUCGGGCUUCGAGCAGACGUUGAUCCGCUGUGCGUGGUCGAAGCACGACGGCGGGCAGCGGAUAGCAGCGGGCGGCGGCGACCGCACGGUGACGGUGUGGGACGUGCAGACGGGCAAGAUCCUGUACAAGCUCCCGGGUCACAAGGGCGCCGUCACAGGUGUGGACCUGCAUCCUCGGGAACCGAUCAUCCUGACCGGGUCCAAGGACUCGAACAUGCUUCUCGGCGAGCUUGACGCGCAGGACUUCUCUUAGACGCAGUAGUGGUUGGCAUCAUGCAUGUGCAUUGGGCGA